Molecule: messenger RNA, 811 nt
Organism: Cuscuta epithymum
Lineage: Eukaryota; Viridiplantae; Streptophyta; Magnoliopsida; Solanales; Convolvulaceae
Source: the annotation of a GenBank genome assembly
UUUCCCCUGUUCCUUUCUCGUCCGAAGCUUCCAUCUUCCAACCGGCCACUAAUUCCUCCUUCUCUCAUCUCCUUUAUUGUCUUUAUUUCUUCUUCCGUUCACCUGCUUCGAGUAAACUUCUAACCCCCUCAUUCUUUCUUCUUCAAUUCCACCCAUCCGCUCACCACAAAUUUACCCACUUCUUGUUUAGUCUUCCAAGAAAUUUGAAAUUGGGGCUUUUCAUGCCAAACACGGUUAAUUGCAGGGGCUUGAAUGUCUACAGACGAAGCCCAAGCCGGGCUCGGAAGGGAGGCGACGAAUUGUAGCGGCUUGGACGCCGCUUAAACGUCCCCGGUGAAGAGGAAGUUGGGCGCUCGAACCAUUUCCAACAUGGGGUAAGCUCAGAUCCAAAAACCCAUACCCAAACAAAGAAGAAAGAAAGAUGAAAAGAGAAUUGAGGUGAGAAGGGGUGGUGAUGGAGGUUGGGCACUUGGGCGUGUGCGGUGGACUUGGAACGGCAAAGAAGAUAGAAACGAAGAAGGAAAGAGAAAAGGGGAAGAAAGAAAGAGAUAAAAAGGAAAAAGAAAAGAAAUGUACAAAAAAUUGGUGUGAACAGUAAAAAUGUCUAAUUGUACAAUCCACGCAAGCAAUUGAACUUGAAACAGGUUGAUUACCUGUGAAAAGUGCAAUUUGGUUGUUUUUUAGCAGUUCACGAACUUAAUUAAUUCAUUUAGUAUGUGGACUUAUUUGACAAUUUUCACUAUUUUGUUAUUCUGCUUUUUUGAUCUUUUUUUUAUAACAAAAUUGAAGCAGUAAUAUAUGCACAUUCGAG